AGCUCUGCACCAGCCCCCGCGAGGCGGAGCCGCGGCGGAGGGAAAAGGGAGCGAGCGGCGGGAAUGUCACACUCCUGUGAAUUGUUAAACUUCGGCAACCAUACACCAUGUCUUCUGUUGAUUCCUCAAAAGAAGAUACGAUGUCACCAGAAAAAACGGAUGAGAAACAACCUGAAACUGAAAACAAAGCUGAGGAAAGUGAUGAAGAUGAAGAAGAGGAAGAAGAGGAGGAGGAAGAAGAAAAGGAGAAGAGUCUCAUCGUUGAAGGAAAAAGGGAGAAGAAGAAGGUUGACCGACUGACCAUGCAAGUGUCCUCAUUGCAGAAGGAACCUUUUACAAUUACACCAGGAAAAGGACAAAAACUGUGUGAAAUUGAAAGGAUACAGUUCUUUCUGAGCAAAAAGAAGACAGAUGAACUAAGGAACCUGCACAAACUCCUCUACAAUAGGCCAGGCACUGUUGCAUCCCUAAAGAAGAAUGUGGGUCAGUUCAGUGGGUUCCCGUUUGAAAAAGGAAGUGACCAAUACAAAAAGAAGGAAGAAAUGUUAAAAAAAUUUAGAAAUGCAAUGUUGAAAAGUAUCUGCGAAGUUCUUGACUUAGAAAGAUCAGGAGUUAAUAGUGAGCUCGUAACCAGAAUAUUAAACUUCCUAAUGCAUCCAAAAUCUUCAGGCAAGCCAUUGCCAAAGUCAAAAAAAACACCAAGCAAAGGUGGCAAAAAAGAGCGCAGUAGCUCUGGAACAACAAGAAAAGCAAAACGCACCAAGUGCCCUGAGAUCUUGUCAGAUGAAUCCAGUAGUGAAGAAGAUGAAAAGAAGGAAAAGGAUGACUCUUCAGAAGAAAAAGAAAGUGAAGAUGAGCCCCCUAGAAAAGCAUCUAAAAGAGAAAAAUCUAAAAAGGUGACUUCCAAAACCAAGAAAGCUGUGAAGAGUGCGAAUGUCAAGAAGGCAGACAGCAGCACCACUAAGAAAAAUCAGAACAGUUCUAGAAAAGAAAGCGAGUCUGAAGAUAGUUCAGAUGAUGAACCUUUAAUUAAAAAACUGAAGAAACCACCCACAGAUGAAGAAGUGAAGGAAACUGUCAAGAACUUGUUGGCCAAUGCAAACUUGGAGGAGGUCACAAUGAAACAAAUUUGCAAGGAGGUCUAUGAAAAAUAUCCUAGUUAUGAUUUAUCUGACAGAAAAGACUUCAUUAAAAAAACAGUCAAAGAGUUGAUCUCAUGAUCUGAUUUGACUGUGGGCAAUGAAGAUUCCUGGUUUAAUGUUCCCAUGGAUUUGAAGAUCUGAUAGGCACCAGCAAAAAGAAUGUGUCUUACCCUCACGGUAUUUAGUCAGAGCUAAUUCUGCUGAUCUAAUGUUAAGAGUGUUAAUGUAAAUUGCUUUGUGUAUCUUUUUUUUCUUUUUAAACAGAACUGCAUUUGAUGCAAUUUUUAGUUGAACAUACUUAAGUUUCAUGCAUGGCAGUAAAUGUUCCCUUUUUUAUAGUUUUGUACAUUUUGAAUUGCGUUGUAUAACUAGAUUCAUUAGAAGCCAUCAUAGCUUUUUAGCAUGGAUUACUAGCUUGCAGGAGACUUUAAAAUCAAGUAAGAUGAAAGCUGCUUAUCUACAUGUUUACAUGCAGAGACUGGAAUAUUGCAGUAUUGGUUGCAAAGAUAUUCUGAAUACAUAUUCAUUCUGAAAAUAACAAGAGUUAAUCACAUGUUAAUCUCUUAUAUUCUGAUACAUUCUACAGGUGCAGAAUUAUUCUGAAUAUAGAUUACAGUCUUGCAUGUGUAGGCAUUGAGAGAACUAUGAAAGCGUGGUAACUAAUUGGCAUAUAGAUGUUAUUUUUGUACUUUCAAAAGGCUUUUUGUUGUGUAUAUAAAGUUAUUUUAAGUUUCUUUGUGCAAAUCAAUUUUUUAAUCUUGUUGUCUUUGAGUUUGUGACAUGAAAUGUCAAUGUUCAGCAGUGAGGCGUUGAUGGAAAGUGGUAUGCAGAAGUUUCAUGACGUUACAAAUGAGCCGAGGUUUCACCAUGUUUGUCCCAUCUUACCUUGUACAGAAACUAAACUGUAAUUUUAUACCUGUAGUUUAACUUUGUACAAAGCCUACAGACAUUGUUUCAGUGUCUUGGAUGUAAUAAAUAAAAUCCCUCCAAAGCUGACAGGAAAAUUUCUAAAGUUCACUUCGCAAAAAAUCUUCUACAUUAGCAUCUUGACUUGGUACCCACUUCUGAGAUGCUGGGUCAUCCGAAAUGUUCAGCUGGGAGGCUUGACAGCUUUGGAAAUCCACAAUGGGGCUUCCGAAUCAGACAGCGCUGAUGUAUAUAUGCGUGGUUAACCUCUCCUCUGUAUGGGAAGGCUUUUCUGAACCUGAGCCUUGGUGCCUCAACAUGGACAAUGGUACUUUUAAGCCUGCAGUCUUGAACUUUGGCUGGCAGCUUUUAGGAUCGAAGUGAACUCAUUGCAUAAGUUUUUAUUGUUUAGGUUUUCUCUCCUCUACACCUUGUUGCUAAUAUGGGAAGUCCUACACUUAAAAUCAUGAAACUAAUAGUUGUCGAAAUGUGGGCUGCCAUUAACACCACGAGCACAGACUCCCUCUGACUAGUAUUGCUGGAAAGACAAAGUGUAUUUUUCUGAAUUUUGUUAUUGUACAGUUGAGAAAUAAGGGUUCAUAAAUGAUCUAAAUUCUGAAAUUGUUCAGCCAGUUAGACUGUUCAUCUUCACAGAGUUCUGAAUUUCUUUGUGUAAUCAUUUAUAAUAAGGCUGAAUGUAACGGGGAUUUUUUGUAUUCAAUAAAUGACUUUCACAAAAAUAUAAA
Manacus vitellinus (golden-collared manakin) is the source of this 2794-nucleotide messenger RNA. It is a transcript of the gene DEK, whose product is annotated as DEK proto-oncogene. Bases 108 to 1220 code for a protein of 370 amino acids. Lineage: Eukaryota; Metazoa; Chordata; Aves; Passeriformes; Pipridae. The transcript has 11 exons. Gene Ontology annotation, molecular function: histone binding; DNA binding. Gene Ontology annotation, cellular component: nucleus. The record is from RefSeq and is a predicted model, not a curated record. Gene Ontology annotation, biological process: regulation of double-strand break repair; chromatin organization.